AUGCGGCGGAGGCGGGCCGAGCCUCCCGCGUCGCGGACUCGGGCUGCAGUGCCCCCGCCCGCGCCGCGCCCCCUCGCCAUCGGCCGCCGGCCGGACGCCCACGCGGGGCUGGCUCGCUGCCGCGGGCCCGCCGGGCCGGGGUCUUGCAGAGCGGGGCGCACCGGGCGGCGGCUGCACAAAGGGUGGAGGGGCGGGGACGGCGGGCGGGAAGGCGGCAAGGAGGUCCCCGGCGCGACCGGCAGGUCUGGGGCGCUAGGAGCGCGCGGGUGCCGCGGCAGGCGCACCCAGCCCGGCUCCUGCCCGCGCUGCCCCCGGCCCACCCAGCGACACCCGGAGCCGCCGCUGCAUCUUGGCGGUGUCCGCCCCGCGCUUCCCGAGCUGCCCGCUCCGCGGGGUGGAGCCAGCCGUCGCUGGCCAGUCAGGAGAGAUCUUCUAACAGCAACGAUCUUGUCUCCCGUUCUCAGCUGGCUCUUCAGUGCCUAGAGCGGGCUGACCCAUUGCUACCUUCCAUGGACACUCUUGGAAUGAAUGAAAAUUAAUUUAAAAUUACCUUUAGGAAAUUGUGUUUAAAUGCCUGUGGCCUAAAACCUCACGCUAGGAGUGGUGAACUUUGACUGUUACCCGCAUUCUGAGUCUUUCCCUUUAAGAUCCCGUUUCCCUCUACUUGAGAUCCAGAUCUUACGCCCAAUUACACCACUUACACCGUUUGUAGUGUCACCUCUCCGAGCAUUCUUUCCUUAAAGGAGUUUUCAGAAUCAAGUAUAUGCGUAGCUCAUUUUUAUUAGGACAUACCACGCGCUGGUACUAUUAAAGCACCCUGAGCAUAAUCCACUCUAAAUACAUGUGGCAAAUACAUCCGACAAAGGACUUGUAUCCAGAACAGAGAAAGAACACUUGCAAAUCCAUUAGAAAACUCAGUGGAAAAGUGCAUAAAAGACUUGACCAAGCACUUCAUAAAUGACCCAGUAAACACGUGACAAGGCGUUGAACUUCUUUAGAAGAAUCAACACCUGUAGGGGAAAAGUAGGAGGCAUCAU
Messenger RNA from Cervus elaphus (red deer), 1037 nucleotides. RefSeq names its product translation initiation factor IF-2-like. The transcript has 2 exons. The coding region runs from base 1 to 483 and encodes 160 amino acids. The record is from RefSeq and is a predicted model, not a curated record. NCBI's taxonomy places the organism in Eukaryota, Metazoa, Chordata, Mammalia, Artiodactyla, Cervidae.